Rubroshorea leprosula is the source of this 2867-nucleotide messenger RNA. The record is from the annotation of a GenBank genome assembly. Lineage: Eukaryota; Viridiplantae; Streptophyta; Magnoliopsida; Malvales; Dipterocarpaceae.
UUUCGUCUUCCCUUUCCUUCUCAUUGCGGCCACCUCUUGUGGAGAACACGUCCAUUUAACAAUCAGCCUAUAAAGAGAGGUCAGCAUCUCUUAUUUUAGGAAUUGGGGUUUCCUAGUUGAAAAGAUUCAUUUUCACUCUGGCCACUGCAAAAAAAGCAAACUUUUCUUGCACCUCUAGGGGUGUGUGGGGUGACAACAAUGGGUUAAUUUUGCUUUGUGUUUUAAGAAGAUCAAGAUCGUCUCAAAUCUGGAGAUUGUGCCGUGUUUCAGAGGGUUUGUUGCUUGAUUAUGGCUAAGGUCGCUAUUGCUUGAGUUCCCAAAAGCUUUAUGGUAGUGGUUUUUUCUUUUUACAGUAGGAGUAGUUGGUUAGCUAUAGCCAAAUAAAUAGAGUGUGGAUGUGGUUCUUGUCAAUACUGGCACAAUGGUGAGGUUUCUGUGCUUCAACACUCAAACUCACCACCACAAACCAAAGAAAACAGUUCAAUCAUCUGUUGGAGCAAUGCACAAAACUUUAGAAGAUGCAUCUCAAGUUCAAGUCACAAAAGGUUUGCCUAAGGCUGUAGGCAUAUCAUUCUUGACAAAAAAACAAGGUGAUGCUCAAAUUCAACAUGGUGCAACUGCAGCACCUAUUACAAGUACUUCUUCCGAAGGAGUGAAGCGUGAAUGCAAUCUUGAUAUUGAUGUCAGGAUCCCCUUGAUAGGGCAUGUCAAGAAGAGUUUUUCUCUAGGAGAUGGACUUUGCCAGGAGGGAAGCACUCCUGGCAAAAAUGCAGCAGAAGAUGAAAGUGAUCAUGGAUUUUCUUCCCCGAAUAUGUUGGUGGCUCCAGAUGGCAGCAAUCAUCUGCUUAGUCAGCUUCAAAAUGAUUUGGACUUAGAAUCUGUUGAAGUAAGUUCUGAUAUUGUCCAUAAUGAAUCUAUUUUUUUGAUUGGAGAUCCUCAUCAUUCUGAUAAGGAAGGCUGUGAAAAUUCUGAUUGUCCACAAUCUGCUGAUUUUGCCGAUGACUCUGGUGACCAUUCACCUUAUGCAGAAUGUUUAAUUGUAAAGUCAUGUUCUAUGCCAAACAUCAUUCCUUCUAGCCCAACCUCUGCAGGAUGUUCUCCUUUUAAAUAUUCAGCUCUUAGUUCAAGAUCUUUUGAGGAUCUACAUGUCCUUGAAAUGCAUCGGAAAGAAAUUGAAGUUCAUGGUUUAGACAUGGAGGUUGUGCGAGAACAAGAAAAAGAUGGUAUAAUGCAUAGAACUGAGACACAUAACUUUGAUAACUAUGAUGCUUAUGAUUCUUACAGUUAUUCUGCUUUAGUGAAAGACUGGAUAGUGCCAGUUACAGAUCAGAUAAACUCAGAGAAGAACCAUCAAGGAGAAUUAGGAGCUGAGGGCUGGGAUGAAUCCACUAGCAAUGCUUUUAAGUUCAGGCGAAUUGAGGAAUGGAUUAAUGAUUUUCAACACUGCAGUCCAGUAGAAGAAACAGGUGUCCUUUUCCAUUCUAAUGAUAAUGUUAGCACAGAACCCUCUGUCAUGAAUGGUUUGACUGUUACAAAGGCAGAUGCAAAGAUAAAUCCUAGUAUGGAAGCUGCUAAAAAAUAUAUUUCUUCUUUGAGUGCCUUGGCCACAACAGCCCAACUGGCAAAUCAAGGCUUGCUCAUUAUACCAUUUCUCAGUGGAUUUGCAAGCUUGAGGGUGCUUAAUCUUUCUGGAAAUGCAAUAGUGAGUAUAACUGCUGGUGCUCUUCCUCGUGGCCUUCACACAUUGAAUCUGUCAAAGAACAAUAUCUCCACCAUUGAGGGGUUGCGCGGGCUAACACGACUUCGUGUACUGGAUCUGAGCUAUAACCGAAUAUUUAGAAUUGGUCAUGGUCUGGCUUCUUGUUCCUCACUUAAGGAAUUGUACUUGGCAAGGAACAAAAUUAGCGAGGUUGAGGGUCUUCAUCGUCUCUUAAAGUUGACUGUGCUAGACCUGCGUUUCAACAAAAUCUCUACAGCCAAAUGUCUUGGCCAACUCACAGCAAACUAUAACUCAUUGCAAGCCAUCAGCUUGGAAGGAAAUCCGGCCCAGAAGAAUGUUGGAGAUGAACAACUGAAGAAAUAUCUGCAAGGCCUUCUUCCACAUUUAUCAUACUUCAACUGCCAGCCUAUUAAAAGCAGCAGUUUGAAGGAUUCUGCUGAUCGUUCAGUCCGGCUGGGCAUUGGAGGUAGUUCUCGUCAGUUUGAUCGUGGGCUUAGAGCAGAACACAAGGUUUCAAGGAAGAGUGGCCAUGUAGUAGGGGCACGCAUACAAUCCUUUGCAUCAACUCAUAGCCGGAAGAAUCAAACUGUGGUUUCAGCAAAGCAAUCCAGAGGCAGGCAUGCGCGCUUGCCACCUCCAGUCAGAACUAGAGCAGCAGCCAAUCAGAGGCAUCAUCAUUAUUUUGAUUUUAGUAGCAACCUUCUGAACCUCAAGUCAGAGCUUUCAAUUCAAAGGACCCAAAGUGAGGGAACUCAUGGAGCUUUCUAAGACGAGGACUAUCUUUGCUUUAUGCAGUGUGGUUGGUAUACUAUUCACUCUCUAGUUAUGUGGCAUUUUAUCAGUGCAUUAUUCUGUCAUUUCAGUACACCUGAUCUGAACAGCAUAAUUUUCAAUUUCUCUCUUACCAUAGAUUUUAAAGGGAAGGUUGUUGAUUACCAUAGACUUUUUCCCCACUGAAGGUGUUGUUAUUCAAAGUAAACAUUGAACAUCAUAUUGUUCAACAUCAUUGUGAGAAUAAAUUGUACAUGGUUCCUCAGAAUGUUAUGAGAGAGUUUCCACGUUUAGAUGGUACAUACCCUUCAAAAGUGGUUGAUACGGUUUCCAGUGUAGAACUUCUUAAUGUGUUCUGCAGCUUAUAUUUUUUGCA